AUCAAGUUGUUUGAUAGAGAACACCAGAUCUGCUGCUUCGGUGGACGUGAAUCAGCGCAUGCGCUGUGUCGCCUCUGUCCGCCAGGGCGGUGAUCUCUCUCCCACCCUCUUACACACACACGCACGCACACACACACGCACACACAUACACGUUCUGUCUCUCUAGCACUCUCUCACUCUCUCUCUCUGUGGGAAAAACCGGAGCAGGAGGAGAGCAGCAGAAGGGGGAGGAGGCGGACUCCUUCUUCUUCCGAUACAGCGGCGGCAGGAUAUUUAGAAAAAUAAGAAAAAAGAAAUCCACGCACCAACCCCCCACCCCCCCCCCCACCCCGGUGCGGAGCUGCAGAGCAAGAAAGAAAAGAAAAAACACACGGAUGUGCCUCCGAAAGAGCAGCGGAUACCGCCCUCCGGACCUUAUUAAUGCCAAGAUUUACACAGGUCCAAUCCCGGCCGAGCGAGGGGGCGAGCUGGCCAUGGGGGGAGGUCGCAGCGAGACCUCGGCACUGAGCGGGACGGGAGGGGGGCGGGGCAUGACCACGACGCAGAAUUCCCAACGGCCCAACGCCUGCUGCUUCUGCUGGUGCUGCUGCUGCAGCUGCUCAUGGAAUGAAGAGGAGCGGCGGAGGAGGAGGAAGAGAAUAUCACAGGACACCAAGAUGGAAACCAUACCAAACUGUGAAGCCUGCACCAGACCCUCAGCGGAAGAGACCCGUCUGUGGUCUCAGUCUUUCGACAAGCUGAUGAGGAACGCUGCGGGUCGCAAUGUUUUUCGGGAGUUCUUGCGGACGGAGUACAGCGAGGAGAACAUGCUGUUCUGGCUGGCCUGCGAAGACCUCAAGGAGGAAAUCAACAAGGGCGCCAUUGAGGACAAAGCGCACUCCAUCUACGAGGACUACAUUUCCAUACUGUCGCCAAAAGAGGUGAGUCUGGAUGCCCGGGUUCGAGAGGUGAUCAACAGGAAGAUGCAAGAGCCGACGACUCAGUCGUUUGAGGACGCCCAGCUCCAGAUCUACACGUUGAUGCACAGGGACUCCUACCCACGAUUCCUCUCCUCCAGCAUCUACAAGUCGCUCCUUCACGGCGGCUCGCGUACCUCUUCUGAAUCCUAGUCCCUCACCCCCCCCCCCCCCCCCCACACACACUUCUGAUCCUGCAACUACAGGAUUGACGCCAGACCAUUUCAUUGCUUCUCGAGCAAAACACGUUCCAAAAAUGAUCCGAUAACUCCUCGCCUCCUCAGAUCACUUCUGAGAAUGUCAAAUCUCUCGGAUCAUUUUUUUCUUCUUUUCCAUCUCCUCAACUUUUAUUAUUGUUGCCAAGACGUCCUCUCCUCCUCUCAGCUCCAGUCUCCAGUUGACGCCUCUCUUCUUUAUUUAUGUUGGUCUCUUAGUUCUGACUAAAUCUUCUUACAUUCGUUUCCACUGUUAACGCAUCAGCAUAAAAAUAUGGCAAAAAUAUAUGCCAGGUAAUAGUUGCAAUUCAUUAUUUGUUGUUUUUACUUACAUUUUAUUUAUUUUUUGUCAGAAUGGAAAAGUCUGUCUGACUCUAGGCCGAUUUUGUUGUUAAAUAAACUCCCUCACAAACAAACAUGUUGGAUUAGGUCCACUUUCUGUCUUUUCUGGACCUUUCAACCUCAUCUCAGUCUUCCUCGGUGGAUGAAGUCAGCACAGCCUGAAGGUUUGAACAAACACUGUCUGGAAGGAUGUGGUCCAAAGGUCUGGAAAAAGCUAAGUGGCCUGACAAAUAUUGGAUUUUUGCCUCUGAUAAUAAUAUUUAACGCUUGAAAUUAAAAGCAUUAAGGCUUCCAUCAUUUCUACUCGACUCCAAAAGCUGCUGAACACUUCAACCCUUCUAUCCUUUAAACCAAUGUCCUGCCUUAGAACCUCUCCUUCUCCCUCGUCACCUCUCCUUUUUCCUGUUUUUAUCUCAACAACUCCUCAACAGAGAAGAAAGCUAUCUGGAUGUUGAAGAAUGGGAUAUUAUUUACUUGGGAGAUUUUGAUGCAUUUCAAUGGCAGAUUCUUAUUAGAUUUUUACUAAUUUGCCCCUCAGAUGUUCAUUGAAGAGCCAAACGGUGGCUGUCCCUGACAUCCGCCGACCUCGUCAACUUGUUUUUAACGCUGCAGUUCUCUGCUCUGAGAGCGAUGGAAAGGACAAAGGAAAAAGAUGGAUGUUGUCACAUUUCUUCUCUUUCUCUCUCUUGUAACUGGAACACACAGGCCGCUCCCUCCAUCGCCAACGACAAACCACGGAAACAAGUUUCAUGUUUCAUAUUUCUGUUCUUAUUCACUCGUUUAGUGGAUAAACCAUUUCACCCCUGUGAUAAUCAAACGGACAAAUGGAUGGAAGUCACUUCCUUCCGACUACUGAUUUACAAACAGACAAGACAUCUAUUUUUUAAGAGAAAACUAUAUGGAACACUUUAAUGAUGUUGAUUAUUCUUGGUUUUGUUUAUUUGGUUUAUCCCAGUCUCUCCCCUUGCUGGAUUCUUUUGCAAGCGACUGUACUGACCUCCACCUGACCCCACACCACGGACACCACUGGUGCAAUAAACACUGGAGUUUGAAACACACAAACACUUACACACAUUUACACAAUUUGUGUUACUAUACAAUUGGUUCAUUAUUUUUUUAUAAUUGGUAAGCUGAUUGGCUUUUUCUUAUUCUAUGUUUUUAGAUUCAAUAUAUCUUUGCGAUUUUCUACGAUUGACGUGACAAAAAAAUUUCUGGGAUUUAUUUAUGUUGUUUAAGUCCAGGAAGUCCCAUAGAACAUCGCAGGGAAGAGGUUGGGGUCAAUUAUGGGGUGGGGGGUCAACAAAGUGCCAAAUUGAAAACUUCUGUUUUAUUGGUCAGGACCAAAAAAGAUUAAAUGGUCUCAGAUCAAGUUUUAACACUAAAAAUCAUAGUUGUCCUAAUAAGUAUAGUAAUACAACACACACACACACACACACAUACAACAGGGUGGCCAACCUGGGCCCUGCUGCUGCUGACCUCUGCCUCUCCCCUUUGACCUCACCACUGUCGGUCAGCCACUCAGACGCCUGCUCCUGAGUGGCUGCAGGAGGUUGUUGGGCUGAACUGUGGUUGGUCGAUUCAGGAAGGGGGGUGGGAGAAAAUCCCAGGUGCAAAAAAUAUUUAGAUAUUUUAAUGAAAAACAAUUUAUAAAAAUGAUAUAUAGGAAAAAACGAUGUUAUUUGAGAUGGGAUGCUUACACCCAGUGCUUUGUGGGAAAUGUAGUUUAAAAAACAAUGUUUGUAGUUGUCUGCGGAGGUCUGAACCAGACAAGUCACUCAGAAUGCAUUCAUCUAAGUAUUGUUAAUGUUAUUUAUUUUAUAUUUUGUUAAAACUGUCAUUUUAAUUGUGUAUAUAUAUAUAAACAGAAACCCUUGAACAUCCAA
Pseudoliparis swirei is the source of this 3396-nucleotide messenger RNA. It is a transcript of the gene rgs19, whose product is annotated as regulator of G protein signaling 19. The coding region runs from base 375 to 1109 and encodes 244 amino acids. The record is from RefSeq and is a predicted model, not a curated record. The transcript is spliced from 5 exons. Lineage: Eukaryota; Metazoa; Chordata; Actinopteri; Perciformes; Liparidae.